AUGACUCUACCAUAUCGGUCUGGUGUUGUGGUGUUUCUAACCCUGAAAGUUUACAUACGUCGUACAUUGAGGAAUUCUGGAAUGAUUUGCAUGUUUUUCUUGGGGCUAUAUGCGGCUGUAUUAUGCAUUUGCCACAUGGUCUAUGGCGAUUCUGGAACAUCCUACAUAUAUUGCACGCACUGUGGCACUUUCCAGCUAGAAGAAUUUUCCCUUGGGCGGCGAUAUUCGGGCGCAGGAUGCAUUUCGCGCGUGGAAAAGGUGCAUAACGACGGCGUCAGUGGUAGAGGGGCAGAUCUGAACUAUGCUUCGGAGCGCAUCGGACAGGAUCGGAGGAAUCAGAAGCACGCACUUUUGGCAAUAGACAAGGGACUGGAUGCGACAUGGAUGUACAUAGUGAAUGUGUGA
Messenger RNA from Aspergillus luchuensis, 405 nucleotides. RefSeq lists its product as uncharacterized. The record is from RefSeq and is a predicted model, not a curated record. Bases 1 to 405 code for a protein of 134 amino acids. The transcript has a single exon. NCBI's taxonomy places the organism in Eukaryota, Fungi, Ascomycota, Eurotiomycetes, Eurotiales, Aspergillaceae.